Messenger RNA from Plutella xylostella (diamondback moth), 2330 nucleotides. RefSeq names its product zinc finger AN1-type doctor no (gene drn). Gene Ontology annotation, molecular function: DNA binding; zinc ion binding. The record is from RefSeq and is a predicted model, not a curated record. NCBI's taxonomy places the organism in Eukaryota, Metazoa, Arthropoda, Insecta, Lepidoptera, Plutellidae.
UGUUGGCUAUUGUCACGUGACCGACAGUCCGUCGGUUUUGCAAACGGUGAGUGGAGUGGAGUGCCUUGUCAUCAGUCCUUUGAUAUUUUGGAUGAUUGUCUUAGAAAUUCUGAUUCAAAGGUUUCAAAACUGCAAGACUACUGGAAUUUCAUAUACUUAUGCAAAACUAUAUUAUUUUGUAUUUUUAUAUGAAAAGAAGCUAUGAAAACCAUUUUAUCAGGUGGUGUAAUCAUUCACUGUGAUGCCGGUGGAUGCUGACCUCAACUGCACAGACGUUGUGUCGCCUGCCUGUGAGCUGAAAGGCCUGAGAACUUGGAAAGACAUUUGUCUUGUACGAAACUCCCUUCAACAUCAGGGUCCUUUGAGUUCCUGACAUAGCAGAAACAUUUCAAAUUGCUGGCAAGGAUAGCCACUAGCCGCGGACACAUCAAGCCAACUAUAACUUACUACAAAAUUGAACUGUUACAAAGUGCAGCACAGUGCAGACUGUGAAUAUUGUGAGACUCGAGUGUUACGACCAACAAGUGCAAUAAACUCUUAGUGCAAUUGUACUCUUGACAAAAAGUUAAGUGAUAAACUCGUUAUUGUUUAUAUUGUAUUGGACGUGAAUAUUGUGUGGAACAAUGGAGCGUGAAUCGAACCCCAUGGAGGCGCUGUGCCGCUCGGGCUGCGGCUUCUACGGCAACCCCGCCACCGACGGACUCUGCUCCGUCUGCUUCAAGGAGGCUCUGAAAAAGAAGCAGCAGCCGCCUACGACAACGCCGUCGCCCUCGGCCGCCUCGUUCGUGAGCAGCGCGCCGCCCGCCGCCGCGCCCUUCGUGAGCAGCGCGCCGCCCGCCACGCCGCUGGCCGCCGCCGCGCCCACCGUGCUCGCCCUGCCGCAGCCGGUCACGCAUGACGACAAGGUAGAGGAGGAGGAGCUGGCGGGCGCGAGCGGCGGCAGCGCGGGCACGGGCUCCGACAACGACGCGGACGACAAGGAACCCGGCAAGGACAAGAAGAAGAAGAACCGCUGCGCCGUCUGCCGCAAGAAGGUCGGCCUCACAGGGUUCGAGUGCCGCUGCGGGGGGCUGUUCUGCGCCGUGCACCGGUACAGCGACAAGCACGACUGCUCGUUCGACUACCGCGAGCUGGGCGCGCAGGAGAUCCGCCGCAACAACCCCGUCGUCGUCUCGCAGAAGAUACACAAGAUAUGAGCCCCCCCAUCCACCUAUCAUUUACUAUUCAUUAACAUUCGACCGAGCUUGUGUUUCUCGUUCAUGUUUGGCACGACUGCGGCCCGCCGGUCGGCGGCCCCCGAUUCACUUUGACUAAAUGAGAAUUGCGAGGAAGUAUUUUUGACGCGCAUUGUAGAAGGAAACACAAACUCCAUCGAGACUAAAUUUAGAUUUAUUUGUGGCGAGGAAAUUACUUUUAAAUUUUUAUUAAAAGUUUGUAGAUAAAGUUCGUUUCGGGUAGGAUAUCAGGAUUAAUUUUCAGAUAAUAAGUAGAGUUUUGAAUAUUGUCCAUUCACCUCCAUUGUAAAUAUUAGAUAUAAUUAAUUAUAGAAACAAAUCCUAUAUAUUGUAAAAAAAAUUAAUACAAAAAAAGCUACAUUGUUAUGAUAGGUACCAGCAAAUGAGCAUAGAGUGCUUAACGAUAUAACAAUUGUAAGCUGAAGCUCUUGAGGUGCGCGUGGGCGCUCGCUCGCACUACGUUUGCUUUAUUGUACCAAUACCAAAGUCGCGCACGCCUAGUGUUGAAGCCACAGUCACGCUCGCCGCUCAGUACCGCGGUGAGCAUUUGCCAAAUUAGCUCCAUCGCGUAAGUCACGGGCACCUCUCUGCAAAUUAACAUCAUCUUAAAAUUGUUAGUACUAUACUAUGUAUUUUGGGUUUCGGAGAUCGUCGCUUUAUUGUGUAACAUUUGGCGUAAGUGACCUAGUGUAGAGGCCGGCGGGCGCUCCGCCCGCUCUUUGUGUGAACUUAAAUAAGCAUAUUAUAAGUAGUCGACACUUUAUAUUAUUACAAGUAGGGCAGAAUUAUUUAGUCUUUUUUUAACCACAUUAUUCAAAAUUGUAUUUCUAUUGUGUAAUUCGUUCAUUUUAGCUGAUAUAUACAAAAGUAUGAUUUCGGUUGGAAAGUCGAGUAUAGGGUAUUAACUGAUUGGUUGGACUUAAUUAUUUAAUGACUUUUGUUGUAUAUUUUGUUAGGUCAUUGAUUAAUUUUGGUCAUUUUCGCUUGAACAUAAUCAGAUCAAGAUGAUGUUAAUAAUGAAUGAUUUCCUUCUUCUAUCUUGCUGUUUUAAUUUAGUUAUUAUUCUAUUAAAGUCAUUAAAUUUUCAAGAACAUA